GCGGAACCCGCUGGCACUAGGGAAAGCUUCCAACACACAAUCCACAACACAGCUUGGGAACUCAAAAGCUACAGAUCUAGCCACUCAACCCCAAGCAUUUCAGAACCGUGUGCAUUCUCUCAGCAUAAGCAAGGAAAGGGGGAAAAGUGCUAGUGCAGAGUACUGAAAGGCAGAAUUUAAAAGUGCAACUACCUGCUGGAAAAGCAGCUCUUUUUCUUCGCCGAAGCACUGCCUUUGAUGAGGUAAAAGCAUUUAAUACAGAAGCUCUGGCAGUGUGAAAUUAAGCUACAGAAAGCCUGGCACUGGAAAACUUCAUCAGAUAACAGGGAGAAAGGUUUAAUUGUAAGAAAUGGAUGCCAAAGGAUUACAAGGAGAUGAUAAACUGAAGAUGCUCGUAAUUUUACUAGCAUAUUUGCUAAGUAGGGUAAUUUGUGAGACUGGAGACUGCAGAGAGCAAGAAUUUAGGGACCAGACUGGAAACUGUAUCCUCUGCAAACAGUGUGGGCCUGGAAUGGAACUCUCAAAGGAAUGCGGCUUUGGAUAUGGGGAGGAUGCACAGUGCAUGACAUGCAGGCCAAACAGAUUCAAGGAAGACUGGGGCUUUCAGAAGUGCAAGCCUUGUCUGGAUUGUGCGUUAGUUAACCGGUUUCAGAAGGCCAACUGUUCUGCCACCAGCAAUGCACUAUGUGGAGAGUGUUUACCGGGAUUUUAUAGAAAGACUAAGCUUGGAGGCUUUCAAGACAUGGAGUGUGUUCCUUGUGGUGAUCCUCCUCCUCCCUAUGAGCCUCACUGUACUACCAGGGUAAAUCUUGUGAAGAUCCCUUCAACUGCUUCCAGUCCCCGAGACACUGCUCUGGCAGCUGUUAUAUGCAGUGCACUUGCAACAGUGCUCUUGGCUCUCCUCAUUCUUUGCGUUAUCUAUUGUAAGAGGCAGUUUAUGGAGAAGAAACCAAGCUGGUCUCUGAGAUCACAAGACAUUCACUACAAUGGCUCUGAAUUAUCAUGUUUUGAUAGACCACGACUAAAUGAAUAUGACCACAGAACAUGUUGCCAGUGCCAAAGAAGCACAUCACAGACAUGUGGACCAGUUCACUUGAUUCCAUCCCUAUGCUGUGAUGAAACCUGUAGCAUGGGUCAUAGCUGUGCUUUCCACUCACAGACAACACUUAAUGAAAGAGCUGCUGAUUCUGUUGGAGAAAUGAUUCCUGCUUUCCUUGGUUCUCUUUCACACUCUGCCUGUGGAGACAUUCCAGAUGCUUGGCCUCUUAUGCAAAACUCAGCUUGUUGUGACAGUAUUUCUAUCUGUGAAUCAUAUUCAGAACUGGCUGGAGGAUCUGCAAAAUCCUGCAGCCCUGAGACUGAAAAUGCAGCCACUGUUGAGUUGGAUAAUAACCAGGAAAUAAGUGAAGUACUUAUUUCAGCUAAGUCUCUUGAUGGAAAUGUUGCAAAGUCCUUUGAAAUCUCCAAACACAGCACAUGCAUAGAAGUUUCAUCACUUCAGAACUUGGUGACUGCUGAAACCCAGCCAAAGACAAAGUGUAAUGGAACAACAAAUGACUCUACAGAUUGAUAAAGAGGAACUCAAGCUUUUUCUCUCAGAACUAAAGCUGAAUGCUUCCCUUAUGCUCCUCUGCUGAUUUUCAUCAAACAUAGUCUGGUCUUCAGUGUUGCAUGCUUUCAAAACCAGCUGGAAAAAAAAUGGCAUCACUUCACACCUUCUGAGCAGUUGUAUUGGAGGUGUAAUAGCUGUAAAGUGAAACUUCAAAGAGCAUCCCAGGAGAACCCUCAAAGUGGAUUUAUGACCUUUUGCAUCUCUUCUUUUCCCUCAGAUUCUCAAAACAUGUAGUGGAGUGAGCUUACUAGUGUAUGUAAAUACAGCAAAAAAUAUAAAUACUUGAGUGUGAUUAGGUGGGUCUCUUAAAUAUGGCUACAUAUGUCAGAAGGUGUGGGACAAGAUGUUGCCAGUUAUUCUGCUUGCAGAUUUAUGCAUGCAUUAAAAUUCUUUUCUCUGCUGGUUCUAAUUUUAAAUCAUUUUCCUGCUAUUGAAGGACGUAAAAAAUAAACAUUUCGAUUUAUGCAAGGAUCAUCUAUUGAUAAACUGAAGCUUUUAUUAUAUAUUACAUUAUAGUCAAUAAGCUAGUUUGGGGAGUUAAAGAAUUAGCGUGUUACGGUAUGUACGGUUAAAGUCCCCUUCAUCCAGUUAUUACAUUUAUGGGAGGUCACAUUGUUCUGUUAAAUAUAGCAGGAGAUUAUCUUUAAAUUAGUUUUAGUUUAAUGAAGGUCAGACAUAUAGAUAGGGAUGCUGUGUUUAAUUGGUAGUCUCAGUAUUUGAAUACAGCACUUGUUGUUAUAGCACGUAAUUUUUGGAUGUUGAAAUAAAUGUAAUCAACUGUCACAUCAAAAUUUCCAACUAUAGCAGGUGUGCCAUGGAAGUAUUAAUACAGUGAGACUGUUAAUAAGAUUUUUUUAUUAAUGCAUUCUUUUUAAAGGUCGAGCUUCAUGGUGACCUAAUUCGUUCAUUUAAGGAGUCCUUGUUUCAUUCAUGGCACUCUGUCCUUCUCACUGUAGUGUUGUGUCAAUUCAAAUUUUACACACUAAAUA
Messenger RNA from Corapipo altera (White-ruffed manakin), 2601 nucleotides. RefSeq names its product TNF receptor superfamily member 19 (gene TNFRSF19). Gene Ontology annotation, biological process: positive regulation of JNK cascade; positive regulation of canonical NF-kappaB signal transduction. Gene Ontology annotation, cellular component: plasma membrane. Lineage: Eukaryota; Metazoa; Chordata; Aves; Passeriformes; Pipridae. Gene Ontology annotation, molecular function: protein binding; signaling receptor activity. The record is from RefSeq and is a predicted model, not a curated record. The coding region runs from base 350 to 1570 and encodes 406 amino acids. The transcript has 11 exons.